AGCCGGUGCUCGUUGGGACGGUGUUAUCGGAACCAAGCGGAGCCAUUCCGGUAUAAGUGCCGCACUUCUCACUGCCGGUCCGACGGCUCGGACUGCCCGGGGGCUGCAGCGCCCACCCCUGGAGGAGCCCAAAGAAAGGCAUUACCAGCUGAGCAGCUGGUGGAGCCCCGCAAUUGUGUCCCCAUAGCACAGCCUCAGCCACUCGACGUGUCCCUGCGCUGCCCAGGGACGGCAGAAGCUCCGCGAUGCGGCUGCUCCUGGUUGGGAAGACCGGGGGGGGACGAAGCGCCACAGGGAACACCCUCCUGGGGCGUCGCGUAUUUGAGUCCAAGCUGUCCACCACGCCGGUGACCCGCAGCUGCAACACAGCAGUUGGGCACUGGAAUGGAGAGGAAAUUGUGGUGGUUGACACGGCCGAUAUCUUCCAUGUGUGGGACCGCAGCGAUGAGAUGUGCACUGAAAUCUCCCGCUGCAUCGAGCUGUCCUCACCCGGCCCCCACGUGCUGCUGCUGGUCACCCAGCUGGGCCGCUUCACCGAGGAGGACCAGGAGGCCGUGCAGGGCGUGCGGAACAUCUUUGGAGCCGGCGCAACACCUGUGUCAGCCACAGGUACACCGGGGGGCGCUUUGGAUUAA
This is a messenger RNA of Coturnix japonica (Japanese quail), 635 nucleotides long. The record is from RefSeq and is a predicted model, not a curated record. NCBI's taxonomy places the organism in Eukaryota, Metazoa, Chordata, Aves, Galliformes, Phasianidae.